This is a messenger RNA of Symbiodinium natans, 417 nucleotides long. The record is from the annotation of a GenBank genome assembly. NCBI's taxonomy places the organism in Eukaryota, Dinophyceae, Suessiales, Symbiodiniaceae.
AUGUCUCGGGAAUCCAGGUUGCAGGUGCUGUCCGAGUUAGAGCGCUGCCAGAUGCCUGCUGUGAAGAAGGAAGGUGGGGGUGUGCAGAAGACGAUUGAGCACUACACGUUUGCGGAUGCCUCUGAUUCAGCCACUAUCAUCAUUGAGGCUGACAAGGAUCUUUAUGGAGGUGCCGCUGAGCACGUGAAGGAAGAGCACAUAGAGGUUCUGAGCAAGGACAAUGAGCUGGUUGUCACACUGCAUGGCGUGCCUACAGCGCUAUCGGCUGCCACCAGAGCAGAUUGGACCCUGCGCCUCGCACCGCUCUGCCACAGCGUGGAGUCUGAUCGCACUUCUUGGAAACUUCGCAAAGGCAAGAUUUCAAUCAAGCUGACAAAGCGGAAGCCACAAGCGUGGAAGCGAGCUGUGAAAGUGUGA